Molecule: messenger RNA, 1206 nt
Organism: Akanthomyces muscarius
Lineage: Eukaryota; Fungi; Ascomycota; Sordariomycetes; Hypocreales; Cordycipitaceae
Exons: 5
Coding region: 1-1206 (401 amino acids)
Source: RefSeq, a predicted model, not a curated record
AUGGAGGAUAUUCAGGGCGCAUGGCUCGCCAGCGGCAUGGGAAUAUUCUUCGGCUGGGCGUUCCUCGCCUGGCUUGUUCGCGUGUGGGCAAAGGUGCGCACAAAGGCCUGGACGCUGGAUGAUUAUGCCAUUUCUGGCUCCGUGCUGUCUGCCUUUUUGCAUCUCGUCUUUUUAUCCUAUGCUAUUCGGCACGGAUACGGCAAGCCGUUGGAAACACUGUCCGCAUUUGAUAGGACACAAGUAGAGACGGGUCUAUACCUCGGACAAUUAUUCUACAUUCUUUCGUUUGGACUCUGCAGAGUGGCGGCGGCGCUUUUUAUCGCGUACAUUUCGCACUCGGGCCCGCACAUCAAGCCCGCGCGGGUGGUUGCGGUCAUCACGGCAGCAUGGACCGUGGCGUCUGCACUUGCAGUUUGCAUACGCGGCGACAUUAUCCAACCGUGGACUGUACUCGAUGGAUCUUCCAGCAUGUUUAUGAGAUGGCUUGGUAUCGAAAGCACCGGCAUCCUCAUCGAGUUGGCACUAUGGGGGAUAGCAGCCCAUCUCGUCUGGGGCAUCCAGCUCAAAAUAUCGAAGCGCAUCAUGAUUGUCUGCGCAUUUGGAGCUCGUCUACUAGUCGUGCCGUGCCUCGUCGCCCGUCUCGUCUUUCUCGAUCCUCGAAUCAAUACCGGCCCAGCGCGCAGCGCCACCAUGGCCGACCUCCUCACCGAGGUGUGCGUGCACCUUUCCAUCAUUGCCGGCUCCGCGACGGCACUCAAGCCGCUCCUCACGUCUUUUUACGUCACGCACCCCGCGCCGCUGGAGCUGACCACGUCCACGUCUGGUCUGCGCUCCAAGGACCGCUCGGGCGGCAGCGACGCAUACUGGCGCCUCGAGACGGUUAAGCCAGCCGUGUUGAGCGGCGGUGCUGGCGAAAGGGUCGUCAUCAACCGCUCGACCGUCAGCGACAUUAUGUGGCAGACGGCGCAGGGGCCGUCGCACCAGGCGUCGGCGUAUUCAAAGUCGGACAAUACCAGAUCGGCAUCGCGCAGCAUCAUGAACUCGCGGACAGAUGACGGCAGCGGCAAGAGAAGAAAGAGCGCGUUGACGGGGCCGCUAAAAGGUCGACGGGCGAGGGAAAGGGGGCCGUCCGUGUCUUCGGGAUCGGAGGGUUCGGGUCGCAUGAUUAUUCAGAAGACGACCGAAGUGACGGUUCAGUACAAGUAG